AUGGCUGACACGGUAAUGGCUGAUGCGCCAGCAACUAAUUCCGGAGUACCUUUUUCAUUACGCACACGCUUCAAGAUCUCUGAUCUUCCCCUUGUCAAAGACAAACGAUUAGCUAUUGAUGCGCUUCUCCUCAAGUUUAAGAAGCAAGGCGGCUAUGAUAGUUUACGGAAACAAGUUUGGGCAUCAUACAACACCUCCGACGCGAAAACUGCGCUCACAGAUCAAAUUCAUGCCAUCGCCGAAGCCGAGAUCGAGAAAGACCCCAAUCUACUAACCCGGGAACGGGGCAAAGCAGCAACAUUGAUCCAGGGUGCGGUCGACAGAAGUGGUAUCUAUCAAGAUGUGGAAUCACGAAUUGAUACAGAAAUUGCAAAACAUCUGGGCACAGUACUCGAUGCAGUGCGUGAAAUUCGCAGACAAGAGGUGGGAGACGAAGUGGCCGCCGAGGAGGAGCAGCGGGGGAGUAAGACCGAUGAACAAUACAAAGCAGAGACAGAGAAUCGAGCUGCUGAGAGAGAGCGGAACAGAGCCCGCAUGGAGCAGCUGCUUCGUGAGACGGCGGAACUGAAGGCGAAGAUCAAGCAAGAAGAGGAGAGGAAGCGCAAGAAGGAGGAGGCUAAACGUGAAGAGGAGGAGAGAAAGAAACGUGAGGCUGAGGAGGAAGAGAGAAAAGCUGCCCGAGCCAAAAGACGUGAGGAGGAAGAGAAGCGGGAAGCUGAGAGAAUCAAAGCAAGGGAAGAAAGACACAGAAAGCGCGAAGAGGAGCGACAGGAGAGAUAUGCUCGGUACGAAAAGGAGCGAGAAAGAGAGAGGGAUCACGAUCGGGAACGUGAUCGUGAUCGUGGUCGCGACCGGGAGAGGGAGAGAGACCGAGAUCGCGAUCGUGAACGACGGAGAAGCGUUGAUCGAAGAGAUUCCCGGGAAGAACCUACACACGCCCGAGAUGCCCAGACUGACGAAAAGGACCUCGAAGCCACGGCGCUGGAACUUCUCUUGAAGACCGGAUACAUGACAGCUCUCGAAGAUAUGCUGGAUCAGAUCGAUACUCCAGAAAACGAGAAAGAUCGCGCGACAGCUACAGACGUGACCACGAUCGCCGUAGCCGGUCUCGUGACAGACGAGGAUCCAUUCAGGAAAGGGAGAAGACUGAUACUCCUCGCCGUCGAUCUCCAAGUAGAGACCGCGAAGAAGGCGAAGCUCGAAGUCAACGAGACUCUCCAUCCCCUGUUCGAGAAAAACACACAACCCGAGAAAGAAGACCUCGCUCUGCUUCACCGUUGA
Molecule: messenger RNA, 1281 nt
Organism: Rhinocladiella mackenziei CBS 650.93
Lineage: Eukaryota; Fungi; Ascomycota; Eurotiomycetes; Chaetothyriales; Herpotrichiellaceae
Exons: 3
Coding region: 1-1281 (426 amino acids)
Source: RefSeq, a predicted model, not a curated record